This is a messenger RNA of Colletotrichum lupini, 1056 nucleotides long. RefSeq lists its product as uncharacterized. The coding region runs from base 1 to 1056 and encodes 351 amino acids. NCBI's taxonomy places the organism in Eukaryota, Fungi, Ascomycota, Sordariomycetes, Glomerellales, Glomerellaceae. The record is from RefSeq and is a predicted model, not a curated record. The transcript is spliced from 8 exons.
AUGAAUCACAGACGAAGUGAGGGAGCUACACUACUCUCCAUCAUCUCCACAUGGGAAAACCACAUAACCCGGCACUUACCACUCGUCCCGCGGGAAGAUCACCAAGGAGCGGACCUGUACCUUACAUGUCCUUACAUGCAAGCCUCUAGGGCCAAGUUUACCAUGCACCUUGGGCGGAAUAGGGUCUCAUCGGGCGUCCGUCUGGCACCACACAUCCCCUCUCCUCACAUCCAUGAUCCAGCCCGGCCGCUGUCCCAGGGCCCAGACACGGACGGGGAACAGCGAACGCCAGUCACUACAACCAGGGAAGACAUCAGUCAAGCAGAAGCUAGAGCCUUCCUCGAGUCCCCGCCCAGGGGCCCGUCCGCCACUGCUCCUGUCUUCAUCCCCGACGACGUUCAGACAUGGACCUCUGUUGACUGUAGCCAUACUCACACAGUACUCAUGCAGGACGCGGGAGGCAACAUGCAGGCACCGCAGUGCAGCACUUCAGUCCAAGUAACCUCAGCGAAUAACACCCCCAAACCAACGAAUAUCUCGCACAGCGUGCAAGCCGACACUAGGACAUCUCCUGGAGGGGUCCAGGGCCCGGGGAGCAACCCCCCGUGGCCCCCUCCAUUUUACCGCGUUUGCAGCGCCCAGCGGGCUGCAUGCGAGGUGAUGGGUUGGGUUUUGAGUAUGGACCUGCGUCCUCUCGAUGAACAUGUUUGUGAAGAACUCACUACACGGGUUCGUCUCUUGGCCUGCCCCCCCCUCCAAUCCAACACCAGCGUCACACCCACUGAUUCAGAGCCCACCUCCGUUCCCUCCGCCCAUCAGAGCUUGUCGUUUACAGUGUACUUUCGUAGAUCGGGAGGUCUCGACUCUCUCACUCGCUCAUCAGCGCCGGGCGGCAGUCUCGAGUGGCGCAAACCGGCGUACCGCCCCCCCAUCUCAUUCAAUCUCAUCAUCUGGACCGUUCCUGCGUUUCACAUUGACCACCUUCUCUCUCCUCCCGAUGGCUCCCCUCCCACCGAAUCCUUAAUCCUUCAUCUGACUUUACCCACCCGACUUUGA